Molecule: messenger RNA, 3315 nt
Organism: Polychytrium aggregatum
Lineage: Eukaryota; Fungi; Chytridiomycota; Chytridiomycetes; Polychytriales
Exons: 3
Coding region: 1-3315 (1104 amino acids)
Source: RefSeq, a predicted model, not a curated record
AUGCUGCGAAAGCAGUCGACGCGACGGAUCCCACCCGUCUCCAUCCGCAUUUCGCCCAACCAGAGCCCAAAUUUUGGAGCUGGCGUGCCUUCCCAAGGCGAGCGAUUCGCUAUCCAAAACGAACUGGUUGCAAACGUUGCUUCCAGCUCCGAGAACUCUCCACGCUCCGGCAUGACACACAGCACCAGCACCAGCAGCGGCAUGGCCACUCUGGCCACUCUGGCCACACCCACCACCGGCUCGAAAUCCCGAGCUCGCCCCCGCUCGUACUCGUUCGGAAGAACUCCUGCCCAGUACAACAAUCCCAUCAGCCGGUCCUCGACCACCGAGACCCUGAGGCAGUUCCGAAGCAUGCGGGCGCAGUACCGGCGCCACGACCGCACCACCAUCCACGUCGACAACUUUAUCCGAAUCUAUGUUGAAAUCAAGCCAACGCCGCCCGUCGAGCCCAAGUACUUCAUGGUGGUCGUCGAAAAGUCCAAGACCAUCGAGCGGCUCUGCCACCAGAUCGAGGCCGAAUAUGCGUAUCGCUACAUGAUCCCUGAGGAGCAGGGCGUGCACGAUAACCCUGUCGAUGACGAGGACGAGGACGGCAACGUCGACGAAGCGUCGUCCACCAAAGCGAAUGUGCCGCUGAAUCAGAACCGGAUUGACCCCCUCGAAUGCGGCGCCGUCUACGACAGCGGCAAGGUUGCCCUGAGGUUUACCGACAAAGUCGGUGAGAUUCUUCGAAUGGACCAAACCAUCUACGUCGUCAACGCCUAUCAGGAUCCGGCCUUGAUCAACAAGAAGGUUUCCCAGCAUCUGAGCUCGAACGAAAAGAUCAUCAACGAAGAGCUCAGCUCUCAGCCCAGCAAGAUCGAACUGACUACGAGCAGUACAAGCAGCGUGGACGCCUCCAUCGUGGCUGUAAAGAGCAACGCCGACAGCAGCAGCCAACAGCCCCGAGACUCGGUCAUGCACCACGAAACCGAAUUCGCCACCGGAUCGCCCGACGACCUCACCUCCAGACGCCAGCCCGUCUCGCCUCGCAGCCGAAGCGUCAAACCCAUCGACAUGGGCACGCCAUUCACGCUCGACGACCGCUUCCAGCGGCUCAUCCGCAACCGGCUCGGGCUCGAAGCCUUUUGCGAGUUCUGCGUCGAGGACUACACCAUCGAGAACCUGCUGUUUUGGCUCGACGUCGAAAUCUAUCAGACUUGUCCACUCGAUCAUUUCAUCAUCUUUGGGCAGUACAUUUAUCUGAUGUACAUAGCGCCGGGCGCACCCCUCCAGGUGAAUCUGUCGGAGGAGAUCCGGCGGGACAUCAACCCUCCCGAAGUCUUGGAAGGCGAUGUGAUCGACUCAACCAUCUUUGACGAGGCUCAGGAGCACAUCUAUGCCAUUCUCAAGGGCCACUCUUUCACUCGGUUCGAAAGAUCACAAAAGUGCAAAGAUUUGCAGUCCAGGAUCAACGAAGCCAAGAGCGUCUACGAAUCCAAGAUGAUCUUCGACUACUACGCCAUGUUCUUGCCCAGAAUCUCCGAAAAGACUCAUUUUGUGGCCACAUGCGCGGCAAGAUCCCCGACCAAGCACAUAUCCGUCCCCAGUGACCCCUUGGGCAGCACCCCUCGGCGACUGAUGCUCAUGGACGCCCCCCAGUCGGCCGUCCGCGACCAGAUCCUCAACGGCCUCAUCACCCAGUACUUCCCCCAGAAUAGACCCUGGGCUAUCGAGGGAUACUUUACCGACAUGAACCGCCUUUCGACCGUCCAGAAACAGAGAAAGAUCAACAAGGAGAAGAAGAUCACAAAGUUCUUUGGCGAGAAGCUCAGCUUCGACCACAUCCAGCGCCAACUCAACGCAUCCAAUGUUCAUAUAAUUUCGCCGGUGGUCAAGUGGAGCGCCUCAAAUCAGCUUCGCGGCGCCCUCUGGGGCGACGAAGCCGAGAGCAUCACAUCCGAGGAACACAAAGACUACGGCCACAGCGAGUUCUUCACCAAGAAGAAGAAGGUGGAGAAGCUCGAGGAGUUCUUUGGCAACAAGCUACCAAGGGAGGAGCUCAAGAUCCAGAAGCUAGCGACCGAAACCGACUCGGACAGGGACAUUAUUGCGGCAGGAACCAUCUUUGGACGCGAAUCGAGCGUCCAGUACACCGCCGACAUUGCUCCUCCGACAAUCAAUGAGCUCACCCCCGACGAGAAGCGCAAGCUGGUCGAGAGAGCCAAGAAGCUACAGGCCAUAUUGGGCGAGCGCUCGAUCGAGUGCCCCGUGGGUGAAUUCCCGGUUGUCAAAAACCGCUGGAACAGUCGAGAGCUGCUCACCGACGGACCGGGAUCUCGAGGCAAGAUAUCCUCUAUUCCGGCCCUCAACGACAUCGAUAUCCAGCGACGGCCCUCGGUUUCGGCUCUGCUCGACCGCGAAUACCGUAUGUCGACCCCGACCCGGGGCUCGGCGGCCGACCGAUUCUAUGGCAACAGCGGCGGAGCCGGACAACUGCGCCGGUCCCUGAGCAUGGGAUCGAUCAAGUCCAGUUUCCCAGUUUCGUUCGUCUCAGACGAAAGCCAGACCCCUGAGGCUACCGCCGAGCGAGAAGCUCGUCGAAAGAAGCUCGCAAAGCUCCAGCAGUUCCUCGGAGAGCGCAUCACCGAUGCCGCCAUCGUCAGUGCGACCCCGCCCGUAAGCCUGGGCCAGAAAUCGCCGCUGACCCAAAAGGAAAAGGCCAUUUCGCUCAGACGGGCAAACAAGCUCGAGAAGGUGUUUGGCCAAGUGGUUCCGUCGCAGAUGGUGGCCGAGGCUGCCCUGCUCAAGGUCGAGGAGAACUUUGAUCCCACCAAGACCGCCAGCACCAUGCCCGACCCGGACAUCCAAUCCGACCUAUUUCACGAGAAUGCAAAGCCAUCCGCCAGCGUCGAGGGACAGACCGACCGCGCUCAGUUCUUUGCCGAUAACAUCCGCAAUCUCACCACCAUUCUGUCCAACAAACGCGACAUCCUGGACCUCGUGGACUUGAUGGCCGGCGACGAGUUUUCCAUCAUGGGCUCCAAGGACGGCGCUGUGUCUCGCAUGCACAAGCAGGCCCGGCAGAAAAAGGUCCAAAAGCUAAGCAAAUUCUUUGGCAGCACCGUCAAUCCCGAGACCGUGAUCGAGCAGAGCGUCAUUUCUGCUCUCGAAAUUGCAAUCAACGAAGAAAUCACCGAUCCUGCCAAGCUCGGGCAGCUCAAGAACCAGCUCACGGUUCUGCGAACGACCCUCAGGCAGAAGAGCGAGGAGAUCCUGAGGCAGGGUGAGGAGCCUUCAUCGCCUUUGUCUCCGCUCAAGAAGCUUUCCGAUUGA